AUGGCUCCAUCGAAACCGGGUGGGAAGCGCCAUAAGCUGCAUCAAUGGCUGUCCUCCCAUGGUUCCACUUCCAGCAGUAGCCAAACUCUACUGCCGUCCACACCUGUGACCCCGCAGUCUACGACAUCGACUACGUUGACCACGGCGGCGCACGAUUUCCACAAUAGAGUGUUUUCCUUUCUCUCCCAGCAGGAUCGAGAUACUAUCCGACAACAUAGUGUGACGAACGCGAUUCACGUCGAUGAAAUCGUUCAGCAGACCCUUACGGUAGCAAGACAGACGCAGACGAUAUGUCAAUCGAAAAGAUGGGCCGUUGCUUUCCGCGGCCGUACGGUUGUCCUGCGAGAGAAGGCGGAUAAUAUUGUAGAAUGGUUAGAUCGGUUCAAGCAAGUCGGAGAUAUUGUCUCCAAUGUCGACCCGGUGCACGUCGGACUUCCGUGGGCGGGCAUUCGUCUUCUUCUUGAGGCAGCCGUCUCCGAACAUGGUCAAAUGGAAGCUCUCGUCCUCGGCCUCGAAAUGACUCUGUACCUGUCAAAGCGACUCGAAGUGUACAUGACUUAUCUCACUGCGAUUCCCCCCGGUCAGGCACGCGCGAAUUUCGAAUCUUGCUUAGUUGAGUUUCACGCCUUAGUAUUGAGAUUCUUAGCAAGGGCGAUCCGGAUCUAUCAAAAAGGUAGCUUUGCUCGGGGGUUUGACGCAUUCUUGCGGGUGGAAGAUGUGUCCACCUUUGAGGAUGAGUGCAACAAGUUGGCUAAUCGAGCAGAGACGGAGGCGCGCAACUGUGAUCGGCAAAACCUGGGCAUGAUUCAGAAACAAUUGGAAGACCUGCGUAUCAUCCACAGUAGUGUCCAGCAACUACAGGCUAAAGUCGACCUCAGUAAACUCCCGGUCGCUACGGGUGCGGCGUUCAAUUCUUAUCAGGACGAACUCGAUGCUCGAUGCCAUCCAGAUACGCGUGUCGAUAUACUAAGGGGCAUCUACACCUGGGCCGAUGAUAUCAACGCCGAAACGAUUUUUUGGAUCAACGGUAUGGCCGGCACGGGCAAAUCGACGAUAUCUCGAACGGUGGCACAAACCUUUUCCGGUCGGGGUCAGCUGGGGGCCAGUUUCUUCUUCAAGCGAGGAGAGCCUGAUCGGGAGAAUGCUAGGCUUUUCUACCCCACCAUUGCUCACGAACUUGUCUGUCAGAUCCCAGGAUUAAGCCCUUUUGUCCAGAAAGCGGUCGAAGACGAUCCCCGCAUUGCGGAUCGGGCGCUGAAGGAACAGUUCGAGAAGCUAGUCUUUCAGCCUUUGACUCAUAUUAGCCCCAUCCAGACAGCGUUUGUCCUAGUGAUCGACGCCCUCGAUGAAUGUAGCCGGGAAGGAGAUAUACGCAUCAUCAUCUCUCAACUAGCUCGCACGCGUGAGCUGAACACGAUUCGCUUUCGUGUCUUCCUCACCAGCCGGCCCGAGCUUUCAAUUCGGCUCGGCUUUGCGCGAAUCAACACCAGCACGCAUCGAGACAUUGUUCUGCAAGAUAUUCCGCCCGCGACGAUUGAGCACGACGUUUCCGUCUACCUGAGAGACGAGUUUGCCCGCAUUCGAGGUGACCAUGGAAUUGAUCUACCGUCUAGUCAGUUCUUCGCUCCAGAUUGGCCAGGCACGCAGGCGUUGAAUACUUUGACUCAAUUGGCGGUGCCUCUUUUCAUCGUCGCAGCGACGAUCUGCCGAUUUGUCGGUGAAUUGAAAGGUAGUCCCAAUCCACUGAAACGGCUCUCUCAAAUUCUCAAUCAACCUAUCGGACAGAAGCCACAGCUAGAACUCACGUACCUCCCCAUAAUCAGUCAGAUACUAGUGGGAGACGAGGAUGCCAAAGAGAAGGAAGAGCGCUGGGACGAUUUUCGUCGGAUUAUCGGCUCGAUCGUCCUGCUUGCUGAUCCCUUAUCCGCUACAUCAUUGGCCAGAUUGCUCGACGUGCAGAUGAUGGAAGUUGACUGCCAGUUACGCUCUCUCCACUCCGUUCUCUGGAUUCGCGAUUAUGACGCCCCAAUUCACCUACUUCAUCUCUCCUUUCGAGAAUUCUUGACGAAGAAAGUUCCCUCGGAUACUGGCCGACCAUUUCAGAUUGACGAAUGCGACUCACACGGAUAUUUAGCCGACAAGUGCCUUGCGCUGCUCAAGAGUUCAACUGGCUUACGGAAGGAUAUCUGUCAGUUGGGCGAUCCUGGAUCGCUUCGGACAGAGAUUGAUGCUGCACUCAUCAAACGCUGUAUUCCCCAGCAUCUCCAAUACGCAUGCCGCUAUUGGGUCUAUCACGCUAAGCAGAGUGGACACAGAAUUCGUGACAAGGGCGACAUUGAUCGAUUUCUCCAACAGCAUUUUUUCCACUGGCUCGAAUGCUUGAGUCUCCUCGGUAGAAUCUCGGACAGUAUCAGGUUGAUUGACACAUUACAAUCACUCGUGGCCGAAAAUAAUAGCGAAAUAUCUGCCUUCCUCGAGGAUGCGCGACGAUUCGUGCUCACCUUCCACUUUAUUCUCUCGCACGCGCCGCUACAAGUGUACGGAAGUGGUUGGCAUUUCAGCCCUUUACAAAGCAGAGUUCGAUCCUUUUGCAAAGAGCAAAGACUAGAAAACAUCGAAGUACGGGGCGGGCUGCCAGAGCAAUGGAGUGCAUGCCUACAGACGCUCGAGGGGCACUCUAGCUGGGUCAAUAACGUGGUGUUCUCGCCCGAUGGGUCGCGUGUGGCGUCGGGCUCCUACGACAAGACCGUACGAGUGUGGGAUGUACAGACGGGCGAGUGCCAACGUACGCUCGAGGGGCACUCCCGCUCGGUCAAUAACGUGGUGUUCUCGCCCGAUGGGUCGCGCGUGGCGUCAGGCUCCGACGACGAGACCACGGGCGAGUGCCAAUGUACGCUCAAGGGGCACUCUGGCUGGGUUAGAGACGUGGUGUUCUCGCCCGAUGGGUCGCGCGUGGCGUCAGGCUCUGACGACGAGACCGUACGAGUGUGGGAUGUACAGACGGGCGAGUGCCAACGUACGCUCGAGGGGCACUCUAGCCUAGUCAAUAACGUGGUGUUCUCGCCCGAUGGGUCGCGUGUGGCGUCAGGCUCCGACGACAAGACCGUACGAGUGUGGGAUGUACAGACGGGCGAGUGCCAACAUACGCUCGAGGGGCACUCUGACUGGGUUAGAGACGUGGUGUUCUCGCCCGAUGGGUCGCGCGUUGUGUCAGGCUCUGAUGACAAUACGGUGCGAGUGUGGGAUCUGCAGACGGGCGCUGCGAUGCUGUGCUAUCAAACGGAUACCUACAGUAAUCAUGUUGAGUUCAGCGACAGUGGUUCGAAUAUCUUGAUCAAUGGGCAAGUCGUCACUAUUCCUCGAAAUUCACCACCAGCUACUGUCGCAGCGCUAUCAUCUAGCUCUAACUCGGUAUCCGAUGGCGAGUUGAGAAUCAUUGGUGACUGGAUCAUGUGGACUUCGCGCAGGAUAUUGUGGCUACCUCCCGAGUAUCGUCCCGGAUCGUGGGUAAGUAAAAGCGAUUCUUUGAUUAUAGGGAGCAGUAGUGGUCGUGUCAUUUUUGUGGAUCGCAACCGAGUCGCCCUGUAA
Molecule: messenger RNA, 3588 nt
Organism: Cladophialophora immunda
Lineage: Eukaryota; Fungi; Ascomycota; Eurotiomycetes; Chaetothyriales; Herpotrichiellaceae
Exons: 3
Coding region: 1-3588 (1195 amino acids)
Biological process (GO): negative regulation of transcription by RNA polymerase II
Cellular component (GO): transcription repressor complex; nucleus
Molecular function (GO): protein binding
Source: RefSeq, a predicted model, not a curated record